Molecule: messenger RNA, 6396 nt
Organism: Peronospora belbahrii
Lineage: Eukaryota; Oomycota; Peronosporomycetes; Peronosporales; Peronosporaceae
Source: the annotation of a GenBank genome assembly
AUGGAAGAAGACGAGUGGGAUGAUGCGCUAUUGUCUGAGAUUACAGCACUAGAGACGGAGCAUUUACAGACACGUCGUGGUCAUGAUAAUCAGACAUCUUGUCAUCUAUCUAUUGUAUCAUCUGAUGAUUCAUCGACUUGGAAUUGUCAGUCAUGUACACUACAGAAUGAAGCAUCAAGGAGUGUGUGUGUGGUGUGCACCACACCACGUAAGCAAUUUCAAUCGCCAGCGACGAAGGAUGUAGCCAAGAAAAUGAUGCAAUCGACACUUUCUUUUACUAAAAGAGUGAUUCCUGACGUAAAGACAGUGACAUUACAGCAAAACCAAGAGCCGCAUCGGAUGAAACGCUCUAGUUUAUCGCUUUUAAUGGCGACAAAUGAAGAACAAACAGUGACACAAUCACAGCAAACGAUACGAGCACGAGAAUUGGGACAAUGUAGGACUUUAGGGCACUCGGAAGUGGAUACAGGAGUUGCAACUACUACUGUUACAACAAACAGCCUUGCGUCAUCUCCUUUGUUGCAAAUAUCACGUCAUGCAGCAGGAGAAGAUUGUAAAGCUAGAAGGAGGUAUUUAGAUAUUGAAACUUCAUUGGCUUUUCCUGAUAUUGACUACGAAGCUGCGCAGUAUUUUGUAUACCCGACCAAUUACUCGAUACGAGAGUAUCAAUUGACCAUUGCAGAAAAAGCUUUGUAUCAUAAUACACUCGUGUCAUUGCCAACAGGACUAGGUAAAACGCUAGUGGCUGCUGUGGUUAUGUACAAUUUCUAUCAAUGGUUUCCAACUGGAAAAAUUGUAUUUAUGGCGCCAACAAAACCACUGGUAGCUCAGCAGAUUAAAGCUUGUCAUGAAAUUAUGGGCAUUCCAUUAUCGGAUACGGCAGAGCUGCAGGGAAAUGUACCUCCGACUGUACGCCGCAUGCUCUGGAAUUCAAAGCGUGUUUUCUUCUGCACUCCACAGAGUUUACAGAACGACCUAAAGCGAGGUGUAUGUGCUGCAGAGAAGUUUGUGUGUAUUGUUGUGGAUGAAGCCCAUCGUGCCACGGGCAAUUACGCGUAUUGUUGUGUGGUACAGGAGAUAGAAGCAAAGACGCAAUUUUUCCGUGUAUUAGCGCUUUCAGCCACGCCUGGAGCCAAGUUUGAUGUGAUUCAGGACGUGGUGACCAACUUGCGUAUCUCUCACAUUGAAAGCCGGUCGGCUGAUGACCCGGAUGUGAAGAGGUAUACUCACGUGCGUCAAGAAGAAGUGAUUGUUUGUCGCUUAGGUGUCCAGAUUAUGGAAGUAAAAAUGCAAUUAUUGAAGUGCUUUACACCGAUUGUUCAGCGACUUGUCCGAGGUAACAUUAUUCAGUACAGCGAUCCAGAGAAACUCACGAGCUGGUAUGUACUACAAGCGCGGGAGAAAUUUCGUAAGAGUCCAAGUUACGCGUCAAACCGCAGUGCAGAAAGCGACCUCGCACUAUUGGUGAGUUUACUGCACGCCAAAAGCCUUUUGACAGGCCAUGGUCUGAGCAGCUUUUGUGACCAGAUCAAGAAUUGGGUCGAGGAGCGCAAAAAAGGGAAAAUGUCGUGGUCCAAGAGGGAAAUGCUGCAGUCAUCGGACUUCCAGUCGCUUGAGUUGAGUGUGGCGGUGACUGCCAGCUCUAGCAAUACUGCUAGCCACCCCAAGCUGGUUAAGCUUCGUGAAGUGCUGCUGGAGCAUUUUCAACGUCAUGCUGCAGGUAAGUCCAGCACCCGUGCGAUUGUGUUCACGCAGUAUCGAGCAAGCGUGUCCGAGAUUGUAGCGCUUCUACGCCCGCUAGCACCUCUUUUGAAUGCACAACCAUUUAUCGGCCAGGGAGCAUCUGGCAAGGCCAAAGAAAACAAAGGUCAGUCGCAAAAGGUUCAGCAAGAAAUUGUGCGCAGAUUUCGGCUGGGUGAGUUUAAUGUUCUUGUAGCGACGUGCAUUGCGGAGGAAGGCCUGGACAUUGGUGAAGUUGACCUUAUUGUUUCUUUUGAUGCACUCACCUCACCUGUGCGAAUGAUUCAGCGAAUGGGCAGAACUGGACGCAAGCGCGUGGGCAGGGUCAUCAUUUUAGUAACAGAGGGCGAUGAGGAGAAGAAAUUAGCACGAAGCGCAUCAGCUGCGAAGACUGUGAGCCGCGCCCUUACGACAUUCAAGAGCAAAUUCACGUACUCCCGGUGCCCUCGUAUGUUACCAACAGGUAUUUGCCCACAGUUGAGAGAGCUGGAGAUGAAGAUUCCGACUUUUCAUGCGUCCCAGGUGGGUGGUAAAACUGCAUCUGGGACAGUUGACCCGAAUUUGUGGCAGCUCAGCGAGGCAGAACAAGCAGUAGCGCUAAUGAAGUAUUUUCCUUCAAACUUUGCGGCAAGUUCGAGAAACAAGUUGCAUCCGGUUGUUGCAAAUCGAACGCAUUUACUUCGACGUCAGCCGCGUAGUUUAGUACGGAAAGGCAUGGGUACUCGAGUGGGAUAUAGCUCUCGCUCGAUGAUGUUGCAGUUGCUGGUGCGAAAGAUCCACAGUAAUAAGGACAUAUUGCAGACAGAUUCAGACGAUGACGAUGAUAAAAGUGAUGGCAACGAGAUUGGCGCUGCAUCAAGCAACUGUGUGUUGUCAGACACUACAGCAGAAGUUACUUGUGGUAGUUUGCCGUCUCUGGACAAAACUCAACGUAAAAUUAGUAUGGUUACGGACAAUGCAGAAGGUGGCAGGGAAGUUGGCUCUUCUUGGCGUUGCGUCAGUAUUCCUAAAAAGUUGAAUGGUGAGGGUAUAGCUGAGGUAUCAUUUGCUUCAAUGAAUGAGUCAGAGACCACCUAUGACUUGCACUUUAGCCCGCAGUUUGUCGAUGUAGCAACUCAUGCUGCGUCUGAAGUGGAGGAUGGUGAGCAGUUACAGGGCAGCAUUACCAGCCGUCGAGAUAAGCAAUCUUCACCACCCACGGCUAGUGUCGAUGAAAUGCUUUCUAGCGCUCUAGACUUGGAACGUUCGUCGGGCGCACAGACACACCUAAGCGAGAUUGCAGAAAAUCUGUGUCGUUUACCAAACGUAUCUGAAGAGCAGUGUAUUGGUUUGGAUAAUGUUGAUAGCGAGGAGAGGUCUCAGCCAAUGUCUAUUGCCACUGAUUUUCCUGAGGGGGUCCUUCCUCGAACUUGUGCGAGAAUCAUUCGGCAAUUGCAUUUCGAUGAGGACGAAGUUGGUCGUGACUCGUUGAAUCAGAUGCAAAGCGCUGAACCCUCGCUGCAAGAGGUCACUGUUCCAGCCGAAGACGCAGAUGUGCGACCGAAGCAUGAGAUGUCACAAGUUGAAGACGAGGGUCAUUCUGGGUUUACGUUUGCAAUGUUUUCUGCAAAACCAUGUACAGGUGAGGUGAACACUAAAGACAGCAUUAAAGAUGUGACAAGCAAUACAGAUCAGGUCGAGAAAGAUUCUUCAGCGUGCUCUUUUGCUUUGCUGCCGCCCACUGAAGCUGAAAACGGAGGUACGAUCAGCAAACAUGGCUUAUCAGCAGAGUUGAUAGACGCGACUCCUCAUGAGCGAGAGUAUCAACUUGUUGACGAUGGCACUGAUGGUGAUGAUAUCGAUGAAAUGAACGAGGUGGACCUUGUAGCCAAGGACGAGUUAAUUUUCAAAACUGACACAGGUAUAAGCGUAGAAGAGACGAGAGAAUUCGGCACUGCAGUGAAGCGUGAUGAGACAACGGAGACUCAAUCACGUUUGAAACCAUGUGCAGGUGGGACAAAUGUCGUCACACAGAUGACGGUUCAGAUUCAACUAAACGGAGCUGAACAGGAACAGACGGGAGAAGAUAGCUGUUCAAUUUGCCUUGAAAGCGAGUCGUACGACGAUGAUCCAAUUGUGUUUUGCGAUGGAUGCAAUGUGGCAGUCCAUCAAUUUUGCUACGGGAUUUGGAUUGUUCCUCUCGAUAAAUGGUUCUGUGAUAUCUGCGCGGAUGCAAAAAGUAGCGAAUGCGCAGCAAAACCAAACCAACGUGUCUGCCAGCUUUGUCCACUCCGUGGUGGUGCGUAUAAGCAAACGAAGUGUGGCAAAUGGGUGCAUGUUCAGUGUUACUUGUGGAUCCCGGAACUUCGAGUGGAGAAGAGUGACGACAAUGUGCUUGUUCUUGGUGAGUUAAGCAGGCUAGACCCUGACCGCAAAACCCUCGACUGCUCCUUAUGUCAUUCACAGAAAGGAACUGGAAUAAUUCAGUGUGCACACAAGAGAUGCCUAGCAGCUUUUCAUGUCAGUUGUGCUGCCUUCGCUCACUAUCGCAUGGAUCAACUGGAUUUUCCUAACGAAGGAGACACUGAAUGUGGAGCAUUGUUUAUGGUGUAUUGUCCGCUACAUUGCAACUCGAAAGUGCCAAUUAUUUCGCCUGAGCAGCAGAAAACACCUUUGUCAACCAAGGUUCGAUUCCCCGAACCUCCAACUCCUACAGUGACGGAAACUUUGUCUCCGAGCCACUUGUUAACGUCACCUUCUUCUGCAGAGGCAAAGAAAAAGUACAAGACUUUCCGGCGAUUAAAACGGAAGUACGAUGCUACGCAAUCUCAAGCAUUCUUAGAACCGGGAUCAAGUGAAUCUCCGUCCUCAACUUCACCGUGGCAAAAGCGUAUCAGGCGGUCCAAACGGCGACGAGAGACGUCUCGGGUCUUGGCAGCUGCGUAUAUUGAAGACACAGCAGAUGUUCAAGGCGGUGUGAGAUCUGAUGAUGAGGAUGAAGACGACUACGGAGACGAUUAUAAAGAAGCGGCAGAUGACUCUUUUAUCAACGAUUCGUCGCAAUUGCUGUAUUCUCAGUCAGUCGUAUCUCCUGACGAAGCUGAGUACAGCAAGUCGAAGAAGCGGAAGAAGUCGAGUCCUAACAUGCGCGCUAUCUAUGCGCGAUCGCUGUUUGAGUCACAGAAUUCUCCACUUCUACUCCGCCGAGGCGGGCGGGAGCUAGGAGCUCUUCCGUGUAAUGGUAUUAUUCGUGCUUGUCUGACUAAAUUGCAUAAUGAAGAGAAUGAAGUAGAUUUCUCGCGUCCGAGACUACGCUCUCCACUGGUGCCCCAGACGGCAGGAGACAUUCUGGAAACACAACCGAUUAGUGCAACUGCCGCCGUAACUGAGUCUGAUGACAAUGACAGUUUCAUUGAAGCCGAACCUUCGCCCAGUUUUGACUUGCUUGGUGCUGCUAAACCAUUGGAAAUUGUGCAAGCAAGUACUUGCGGCCCAGUCGAGCAACGAGAAGUCAAAAGUAUGAGUACAGCGGAUAUCGAAAUGGCCUCACCAUUCUACAAUUCACGGGUCACUGAGAGACCACUUGCUGGUGCUGCAAAUGGUUCAAGUGGUUGUGACACACUUGAAGGACAUAUGAACGAUGCCGAGCUGCACAGAAAGAUUGAAGCAAACCGUAUGAAGGCUCUCAUCAAGCUGGAAGAACGCAGGCAAGCAAAACUUCAGCAAGCCGCGCAAUUUCUACGACCACAUGACGCUGCGGCACUGUCGAACAACGGUCUGAAGGAAGCUCUCUUUCACAAAGUUGCUGAACAUAGUCGCGCUUCCAUUGCAGCUACGACUUCGAAGAAACCGGACAAGGACGAGUCAGCUGAUCACCAUUAUGCAUCUAGACAAAGUCAAAACUCUUCCACCCAAAGUUCUCAGCGUACUGCGACUACGGUUGACUUAACAAGUUUGAAGCCGAUAAGACCUGGAUCAAUUCAGGAGAGCCAACCUAGCUGGGUCAUCUUCGUAAGCUCAAGUUUCGCAAGCUCAAGUGGAUAUGCUACAUUUCUAUCAGGCAAGCACACCAACAGCAAUGUGGUCAUCGAUAGUACGUUGGAGACGGAUGUUUUGUUGAGUGUGCGCAUGGCAGUACUGUUUCUAACCGGUACGCAGUUACACGACAUGGCUCUCGCUGCCCCAGCCCAAAACGUGGUCAAAAGCCGGCGGAUUCGGACGCUACUGGCAAUGCACAAGAAGAUUGUUAUAGCAGUCGUUUGCGAUGGAGGUGACUUAGCUGAGGUUUUGCGAUUGCGACAGCUCCCAAAUGUGACGGUCGCUGUUCAGCCGUGCUUCGAUUUCUUAUGCUCGCAGCUGCAUCAACUUGCCCGUCAGGAACUUGAAGAAGGGUAUGAACUACCAUCUCCAAGCUUGUGCCAUCGUGACUCUAGUGGUGGGAGACUCGGAAUAGACGCAGACUUUGGUUCACGUCUCGAGUUUUUCCGCACGAUUCACCCGUUAUCGCUUGACAGCGCACUUUCUCUCAGUUUUCGCUUCAAAAACUUUGCAGCGGGGCAGGUGCCUGUGCUCAAAUUUAACGAGAUGCACUGGAAACGAAUGUUGCCGUGGAUUUCGGAGUCAACAGCAAAAGGAAUCUGGAAACACGUGAACCAAAAACAUAUGUGCGGUAUUUAG